Molecule: messenger RNA, 1922 nt
Organism: Monopterus albus (swamp eel)
Lineage: Eukaryota; Metazoa; Chordata; Actinopteri; Synbranchiformes; Synbranchidae
Gene: ubxn6
Product: UBX domain protein 6
Exons: 11
Coding region: 136-1455 (439 amino acids)
Cellular component (GO): cytoplasm
Molecular function (GO): protein binding
Source: RefSeq, a predicted model, not a curated record
CCACACGGGGGCGCUACGACAAUUAAGAGGGGGAAGCCGUUUUGUUUUGGUUCUCUCCUAGCUAAGGUUAUCUCGGUGCUUGUCGCUCAGUUGUCUCCGUUUCUACGGCGAUAUUUGUACUGACGGCUUACGGAAAUGAAGAAGUUUUUCGAUGACAUUAAGAGAGACCUUAAAUUUAAAUCCGUUGGACCUGGGAAAAAGCUAACAGAAGACACCAGUACCAAACCUGAAGUGGCGCAGAGCAGCUCCACUGCCAAGCCUAACCGCCAUGCCCCCAGUGACGGAGCCCAGAGGGCAGGGGCUGCAGCUCUGGCCAGGAUUGAACAGCAGCAGCGUCCGAAGGUCCACACUUCUCAGGAUGCUAUCAGGAACCAGGUUAAAAGAGAACUGGAGGCAGAGGCGGCUGCACUGGCUGAUAAAAAUAAAGCAGCUACAGCAGAUGGAUCCAAAGUGCCAGUGAAAGAUCCUGCCUGUCUCUCCGUGUCAGGUGUGUAUUUCACCUGUCCACUAACGGGAGCCACUUUAACUAAGAGUGAGAGGGAAGUACACAUUAAAGAGGCCAUUUUAAUGCGUUUCGAGGAGGAUGCGGUUGAGGCCUCUGUUAUGAUGAUCCACACAUUUAACAAGGACAGAGAGAAAGUGAAGGCUGCUGUGGACAUCAUAAGCAAGUAUGUGGAAAAUAUAUGUAAGAAUCCCACAGAGGAGAAAUACAGGAAGGUUAAACUUAGCAACAAGGUGUUCCAGGAGAAAGUACAUUCUGUUGAGGGCAGUAGAGAGUUUCUGCAGGCCCUGGGUUUCACAAGCGUAAUGCUUCCUGUAGAGGGUCAAGAGGAGGAAGAGGAGUUCCUGAUGUUACCAGAGCAGAGUCCUGAUGCCCUGGAGUUGAUGAAGGAGAGGAGGGAUCGUCUACAGAGAGGAGAGCCAGUCAGAGCUCAGCUGGACAGACAGCCUCAAGCUUUCAGACCCUCACCCAAUGCCCAGCGCUUUGAGCUGCCACCAGAGUUCUACAACCUGACAUCAGAGGAGCUCAAGAGGGAGCAACAGCAGAGGAGCGAUUUGGUUGAGAAGAGCGCCAUGCUGCGCACUAAAGUCAUGAGGGAGAAAGAGGAGCAGAGGGAGAGAAGGAAGUACAACUACACCCUGCUCAGGAUCAGGCUGCCUGAUGGAAACCUGCUACAAGGGACCUUUUAUGCGUGGGACCGGCUGCCGGCACUGUUUGGAUUUGUACGGGAGUCUUUGGUGGAUGGCUGGCAGCCCUUUGAACUCAUCGCUCCUGGAGGUCAAAAACUACAGGACUCUGAUGAUGUCGCUCUUGCAGAAUGUAACUUGGUCCCUGCAGCUCUGCUCACCUUUGCCUGGGAUGCAGCUGUGCAGGCAGAUAUUGCAGCUGCAGGUGGAAAGAGCCCCACACUCCUGAAACCAGAGCUGCUGGAAACCAUACAGACCCUGAGCUGAGCAUACCUACUCUGUCCCUGAACUCUGCCUGCUACCUCCCUCUCUGGCACUACAGGGGUAAAAUUGCCCUUCCAAGUAACAAGUGAUGUGUAUUUUUACAAAUGCUUAUUUAAGUCAAUAGCAGUGAUAGAACAGGGGCAACGUCACCUUAAUGUGCUUGUUUUGCUAUGAGGAUAAAGUCACCCCACAGUCCGGUCUCAACAGCACAUUCUGCUGAAAGAAGCCUACUAACAGAUUUCAGAAGAAAGCAAGAGGUAUCAGUGUUGUUGUUUUUUUUAUGCAUCCUGAAUGUGGCUGUGGACAGACAGUAGUCAUAUGUGCUCUACCCUGCCAUCAGCCAGUAUACAUCAUGUGGCAUGUUGAGAGACCUUAUUUUAAAUGUCACCACUUCCUCCUGUUUUUUUUUUUUUUAAGUCAACAGUCCAUCUUGCUUGUGCAACUGUUGAACUAAUAAAAUGUUCGCAACC